Messenger RNA from Fomitiporia mediterranea MF3/22, 3237 nucleotides. Its product is annotated as ARM repeat-containing protein. Gene Ontology annotation, biological process: protein import into nucleus. The record is from RefSeq and is a predicted model, not a curated record. NCBI's taxonomy places the organism in Eukaryota, Fungi, Basidiomycota, Agaricomycetes, Hymenochaetales, Hymenochaetaceae. The coding region runs from base 4 to 3051 and encodes 1015 amino acids. Gene Ontology annotation, cellular component: cytoplasm; nuclear membrane. The transcript is spliced from 20 exons.
GCCAUGAUCCAAGUUGACUUCCUGCCUGUACUCUCUCAAUCCGACAUAGAGCAAGCCGCUUUCUUAAUUCAGAGCGCAUAUAUUCCCGGGCAAGAUGUCGAAGAGUCGCGACGGAUGCAGCAGCAGCUGUUUGAGAUCCAGAAGCGGCCAGAAGCGUGGGGACUUGUCUUGCCGUUGCUUGACCACCCGGACCCGAAUGUGGAGUUCUUUGGUGCGCAUACCGCACAGGUGAAGAUCGUUCGCGAUUGGGACUUGUUUCCGAAGGAACAUGCUCUUCAGCUUGCUUUCGUUUUGCUUGCGGCGUGUAGUCGAAUUAUUGCAGCGGGCAAGAGCAAGGUUACGCUUAGGAAACUCUUCGUCUCGGUCACCUCUCUUGCGCUCAAACUUGUUCCUGGCCGGCCAUCUCAAUGGCCUGACUGGAUACUGUCUGUCAUGACAACACUUUCCGGCAGUGGCGCCCGUUCUGAGCACGUCUUAGAGUUCCUUGAAAUUGCUGCAGAAGAGGUUGGCUCGUCUGACAUGACUUCUGCGAGCAAAACGCAAAUGCAGCAGUCGAUGCGUGAUGCUGCGCCUCUUGUGACGGAGUCCGUCAGGAGCACGUUAUUGUCGAGCACAGCAACGAAAACCGAAAAGGACGCUGCGUUCAAAUGUUUAGAAGCAUGGAUAUCGACUUUUAAUGCAAAUGACCUCACUUCACUCAUUCCGAUACUCAUCCAAUUAUUGUCACAUGAGGAUACAUUUGUCGGAGCAUCUGACGUUUUACAGGAAAUUCUGAGUUCGUCAUCAUUUUCAGACGGCUCGGGCGUCAAAACUUUGACGGAGCCACUACUUGUCUUCCUUGAAACUGGUGGAGCUGCUAUUGUACAACAAACACUUUCUACUGGAGAAGUCGAUGAGAUUUCGCGUUCCCUAUGCAAGCUUCUUGUCGCUCUCGGGGAGCACUCCAUCAACUACAUCGCCACGCAUCUCUCGCAACCUCGCGUACAAACCUUUGUGCGCCUCUUAUUCUCAUACACUGCACUCCCUGGAUCGUAUGGAGUCGAUGAAGACGAAAGUGAGAUGACACUGAGCUUUUGGUAUCUCCUCCAAGAAGCCCUUUGGACUGUCGACUACGGAGACGAUCUCGCGGAGGCUGCGCUUGAAGAUUGGGCAGAAUCCGUGCAAGGGGGCGGUACGUCUCGACAGGGUUCUGUGGAGCCGAGUCGACCCGAUUAUGGCGCUGCGACGCCUAUUUAUACCGAGCUUGUGCAAGUGUUGAAACGGAAGGUAACAUGGCCGGAGAAAACAGAGCUUGCUAGGUGGACGAAAGACCAGAUUGAUGCAUUCCAAGUAUAUCGAAGAGACGUUGGAGAUACUUUAAUAAAUGCAUUUUACAUCCUUCGAUCCGAUAUGCUGAAAAUCUACGUCGAGGAGCUUGUUGCGUCGCUCAACUCGCGGCGGCAAAGCGAUGGGUGGGAAAAUGUCGAGGCGAUCCUUCACUGUAUCAUGUCGGUGCAAGAAGCGGUCGAUAUCUCGCCCAACACGCAUCUGGAGCGAGUCUUCGGUCCAGAAGUCAUUGGUCGAUUACCUCGAAGUGGGCAUGAUCGAGUGCGAAGGACAGCCCUUGGCCUUAUAGGUGCCUACGCAACUUGGUUUACGGUGCCCAUUGAUAAUAGAUAUUUGCUGGGAGCUUUGAGCUAUGUCGCCGAGGCAUUAGACGAGUCUACACUAUGUCUACCCGCUGCGAACGCGCUGCGGGAGUUGUGUGAUGCGAACCGUGCGAAGCUGGCUGACCAUAUUGCGGAGUUCGGACAACUCCACGCACGAUUACCGAGUAUACCUGACUCUGAAAAGGCGAAGAUUGUCCAGUCAAUAGCGAGUGUGAUACAGGCGCUACCUCCAGAGCAAGAGAUUGAGCCAGUCAAUGCCAUUGUCAGCCCUGUGGUGUCGAGACUCUCAGAAGCGUUGUCUACCGCGACUCAACUUCCGGAAGAAGCUCGAGCACUAGCAAUACAACAACUUCAGACCCUUACUGGCUGUGCCAAAGGACUAACACGGACAUCCGACAUACUCUUCGCUUACGAUGACGAUGCUGAUAAGGCGGAGAUGGAGAAAAUGCAGCAGGCUAGGGAAGACUCUCGAAUGCGCAGUCUUCGUGAAGGAAUCAUUCAGGGUACGCAAGGUGUCAUGUUACAAUGGUCGACAGAUGCCUUGACCGCAGAUGCCCUCAACGGUUUGAUUGUUGCAAUCACUGCUCUACCAGCCGAUAUGACGCUGCUGAGUCUGCCUCCAGCUCCAUUAUUACAGAUCGUUUGUGGGGCAAUGCAACGACAUCCAAAUGCUGUGUGGCUAUCGCUUGCAGCAAUGCUCAUACAUCAGCUUGACCCACCCUCGUUGACAUCACUUCUAGCUGUACCGUCCUCAGAGGCGAAGGAGACAGUAUUGACUGCGCUUCCUAUUAUUCUUGAUUCAUGCCUGAGGUAUCUGCAGCCGGAUGGUGCCAUGGAAGCGAAUCCAGAUAUUGUGCAAGCAUUCUUUGGGUGUAUGGAAAUGGUCUCGCAACAUUUUGCUGGAUUGUUCUUCCAGUUACCACAGGGCGCCGUGGAGGCUCUCAUGCAAUGUUCAGUGAAAGCCUUGACUUUGCAAGAGCGCUACUCGCUCGUAGCUGCAUGCAAGUUCUUGGUAUAUCUUAUUCAACGGACUGUAUCUGUUGAGUCGUUGGAAGAACAAGGACGUGCGCUUGUCCGAACUCAUUUUCGACCUGUUGUCCGGGCAGUGCUGUGUGGCAUUGGGGGUAGCUCGCCGACGUCGACGGCGCAGAACCUCGUUGACUUGCUCCUAGCGCUCGUGACUCGCUGUCCAAACGAAUGUAAGGCAUGGGUGCCUGAAAUCUUAUUUUCUGACGAAGAGUUCAUCCCGACGAAAGCGCAACGACCGGAUAAGGAGAAGUUCGCAAAGGCGGUACUUUCUUCCCGAUCAACAAAACGGAUGCGAGAUGCAGCACAACAGUUCGCACUGGUUGCGAAGGGUCUUGAGGGGUCUAAUUUUGGGUAUGCGUCUGUGACGAUGUGAACGAGACGAUUUGGGAUGAGGCAAGGCGAAAUGCAUUUACCCCCGGUCAUUUGAGUCUUGAUAUAAAAUGUUAUUGGCUUAUUUGGUGAAGUGUAGAUGUGGGGAAAGAUCUGUAAUGUUGCUUUUCUUGUAUGACCUGUUGUGCUUGUGGAGUUGUAUAGAUAUUGAGAUAGAAAUCCUUGACUU